CGAGCCCGGGGCGGAGGACGCGCGGACUCGGAUCUUGCUGCUGAGUGGGCUCGGAUCGCUGGCUUUCCCCCGCCCUCUCUCCCCCCGCUCUUCAUCUGUUCCCGGUUUGCACCUCUAGACCCUCUCUCGACUCCGUCCUCUCCCUGACCACUGGAAGUCUUCCCGUCUCUAAAUGGAAUUAGUGGAGCCUGGAGCCUCUGGUGUAAGGAACAGACAUGAUCUAUGGACGCAGUUUGUUUCACAUUGUAGCAAGUUUAAUCAUCCUCCAUUUGUCUGGAGCAACCAAGAAAGGAACAGAAAAGCAAACCACCUCAGAAACACAGAAGUCUGUGCAGUGUGGAACUUGGACAAAACAUGCAGAGGGAGGUAUCUUCACUUCCCCGAACUAUCCUAGCAAGUACCCCCCUGACCGGGAAUGCAUCUACAUCAUAGAAGCUGCCCCAAGACAGUGCAUUGAACUUUACUUUGAUGAAAAGUACUCUAUUGAACCAUCUUGGGAGUGUAAAUUUGAUCAUAUUGAAGUUCGAGAUGGACCUUUUGGAUUUUCUCCAAUAAUUGGACGUUUUUGUGGACAACAGAAUCCACCUGUAAUAAAAUCCAGUGGAAGAUUUCUAUGGAUUAAAUUUUUUGCUGAUGGAGAGCUGGAAUCUAUGGGAUUUUCAGCCCGGUACAAUUUCACACCUGAUCCUGACUUUAAGGACCUUGGAGUUUUGAAACCAUUACCAGUGUGUGAGUUUGAGAUGGGCGGCCCUGAAGGCAUUGUGGAGUCUAUACAAAUUAUGAAGGAAGGCAAAGCUUCUGCUAGCGAGGCUGUUGAUUGCAAGUGGUACAUCCGAGCACCCCCGCGAUCCAAGAUCUACUUACGGUUCUUGGACUAUGAGAUGCAGAAUUCCAACGAAUGCAAGAGGAACUUCGUGGCAGUGUAUGACGGAAGCAGCUCGGUGGAGGACCUGAAAGCCAAGUUCUGCAGCACGGUGGCCAACGACGUGAUGCUCCGCACGGGCCUCGGGGUCGUCCGCAUGUGGGCCGACGAGGGCAGCCGUAACAGCCGCUUCCAGAUGCUCUUCACGUCCUUCCAAGAACCUCCCUGUGAAGGCAAUACUUUCUUCUGCCACAGUAACAUGUGUAUUAACAAUACGCUGGUAUGCAAUGGACUCCAGAACUGUGUGUACCCUUGGGAUGAAAAUCAUUGUAAAGAAAAGAGGAAGGCCGGGCUGCUGGACCAGCUGACCAACACCAGCGGGACGGUCAUUGGCGUGACUUCCUGCAUUGUGAUCAUCCUUAUUAUCAUUUCUGUCAUUGUGCAGAUCAAACAGCCUCGUAAAAAAUAUGUCCAAAGGAAAUCGGACUUUGACCAGACAGUUUUCCAGGAGGUGUUUGAGCCUCCUCACUAUGAGCUGUGCACCCUCAGAGGGACGGGAGCCACAGCUGACUUUGCCGAUGUGGCCGACGACUUUGAAAACUACCAUAAACUGAGGAGGUCCUCUUCCAAAUGCAUUCACGACCAUCACUGUGGUUCCCAACUGUCCAGUGCGAAAGGCAGCCGCAGCAACCUCAGCACGAGAGACGCUUCCGUCUUGACCGAGAUGCCCACACAGCCCGUCAAGCCCCUCAUCCCACCCGUGAACAGGAGGAACAUCCUCGUCAUGAAACACAACUACUCCCAGGAGGCUGCCGACGCCUGUGACAUCGACGAGAUCGAGGAGGUGCCCACCACGAGUCACAGGCUGUCCCGCCACGAGAAAGCCGUCCAGCGGUUCUGCCUCAUUGGGUCUCUAAGCAAACAUGAAUCUGAAUACAACACAACUAGGGUCUAAACAGAAAAUUCAAGAGAAGAACUAUUUAUACAAACAUGGGGACUGUGAAAAGGAAAUUCUGUAGUGAAUUGUGAAAAGUGGACAUAUUUCUAAAUUCAUUCCACUGCCUUUAUCCAAACUUAAGAAUUACAGACAUUUGUUAUUACUUCGGCAAGACUUCCCCGCUGCACAAUGAUAUGUUCAUUUCGUAAUUUGGUUGCAGGCCACCAAGUGCUCCUUAGUUUUUAAAUACAUUUUGAGAUUUACUGGAAACUUGAAGAAGAAAUUAGUUCCUGAUUGAGACUAUCCCAGCUUUAUUUUUCCUGUCGGUUUCACUUUGUUUCUAUGUUGCUUUAUGUCUUUGUUAGAUAAUUGUACAUUGUGUGAUAUGUGAAAAAAAAAACCCACACUUUUGGAUGAACUUUGUGUUACAUGUACAUUGUUUUCAUUAUAUAGACUGCUUGAGAAUAGUGCGUUCCUGAGUGAUUUUGAACAUGCUACAGUGAAAAGUGAAAAUAUGGACCAUGGAAACACCAGCUAGAGGCUUUAUGGACUAUAAACAUCUGUUGUUGUAAUAUCAUUAAAUGCAGCCAAAAGUACUAAGUAAAAUUACUAGAUUGCAAUAAGAAAAAAUCUCAUUUUUUUUUGUCUCUCCUAUAUACCCCCAUUUCCUUUUUUUUUUUAAUCAAAAGAAGAUUCCAAGUUUCAGAAAUAGUUUUGAGGUCAGGUAUUUUACCAUUCAUACCCUUUAAUAGAAAUGAUUUUUGAUUAAGCAUUUAGCAAUAUGACUGACAGUUUAAGAAAAUACCCUGCA
Dama dama (fallow deer) is the source of this 2610-nucleotide messenger RNA. RefSeq names its product neuropilin and tolloid like 1 (gene NETO1). The transcript has 11 exons. Gene Ontology annotation, molecular function: protein binding. The coding region runs from base 216 to 1817 and encodes 533 amino acids. The record is from RefSeq and is a predicted model, not a curated record. NCBI's taxonomy places the organism in Eukaryota, Metazoa, Chordata, Mammalia, Artiodactyla, Cervidae.